Messenger RNA from Acytostelium subglobosum LB1, 2148 nucleotides. RefSeq lists its product as hypothetical. The transcript is spliced from 2 exons. The coding region runs from base 1 to 2148 and encodes 715 amino acids. The record is from RefSeq and is a predicted model, not a curated record. Lineage: Eukaryota; Evosea; Eumycetozoa; Acytosteliales; Acytosteliaceae. Gene Ontology annotation, biological process: translational elongation. Gene Ontology annotation, molecular function: GTP binding; translation elongation factor activity; GTPase activity.
AUGUCAACUACCUCAGUGACCAACCACGAUAAUACAGUGACACUGGUGUCAGUUGUACCAACGAGCACCACUACGACAUCAUCAACAUCUGCAACCAAUGGACAUGGAGUAUUACUGGAAGAUCAAUCCCCAUUAGAGAAGAGAAUCAACAUUGACAACAAUAACAAUAUCAAUAACAUCAACAACCUCAACCUCAACAACAACAACAAUGUAACGACUACAUCAACAGCGAGUACAACAUCUGCCAAUGGUGAUGGAGAUUCUGCUCUCCCUCCUCAACCAUCCAAUGCCUCGACAGCCACAUCGACGACCACUCCGCCAAUCUCAAACUUGGCUCCAGAGGUUGAGUUUGGCAACAUUGAGUACAAGUUCAAACUUGUCAACCCAACCGACGAAAGGCUGGAACACCUUGUGAGCCAGCUCAAGUGGCGUUUAGGAGAGGGCAUGGGCGAAGCAAUCUAUGAGAUUGGAGUGGAGGACGAUGGUUCGGCCACUGGUCUCUCUGACGAAGAUGUCGCCGCAAGCAUGGACACGCUCAAAAGGAUGGCAUCAAGAUUGAACGCUGACAUGACGACAAUCAGAGAGAGGAAUGGUGCCAAGGGCAAGGUACUAGAGGUGCUGAUCAGAAAGUACACUUCCGAUGAUUUCUCAGAGGUCAGGAUUACCGUCGUUGGAAACGUCGAUGCGGGCAAGUCCACAUUGCUUGGUGUCUUGACUCGAGGCCAACUGGACAAUGGCAGAGGUUUGGCGAGAAUGAACAUCUUCCGUCACAAGCACGAGAUUGAGUCUGGCAGAACAUCCAGCAUCAGUCAGGAGAUUGUUGGAUUCGACAGCAAGGGCAACGUAGUCAACUACACCAACAACAUGCACAGCGCAAUGAACCCGAGCGAGAUUUGCGAGCUCUCCUCCAAGAUCAUCACUUUCAUUGACUUGGCUGGCCACGAGAAGUACCUCAAGACCACACUCUUUGGAAUGACGGGUCACCAGCCCGACUAUGCAAUGUUGAUGAUUGGUGCCAACAUGGGCUGUGUCGGCAUGACCAAGGAACAUCUGGGCAUUGCAUUGGCACUGCGCGUGCCAGUCUAUGUUGUAGUGACCAAAAUCGAUCGUUGUCCAGACAAUGUACUCCAGGACACAUUGACCGACAUCAAGAAGAUCUUGAAGUCACCUGGCUCUCGCAAGUUGCCAGUGGUCAUUCGCAAUCAUGACGAUGUUGUAGUUGCUGCAAGAAACUUUGUCUCUGAACGCAUUGCUCCAAUCUUUUGUAUUAGCAAUGUCACUGGUGAGAACCUUGACUUGUUACGUACAUUCUUGAACCUAUUGCCAGCCAAGAAGGAUUGGGAAUCAUUGGCUGAUAAACCAUCUCAGUUGGACAUUGAUUCAAUAUGGCAAGUAACUGGAACUGGUACAGUUGUUAGUGGAACUGUGAUGAAGGGUAGGAUAACGAUUGGCGAGAACUUGUUGAUUGGACCAGAUGACUCUGGAAAUUGGAUCAAUGUACAGGUCAAGAGCAUUCAUACAAAGAGGAUGCCAGUGAAACAGGUCAAAGCAGGUCAGAACGCCUCUGUAGCCCUCAAAAAGAUCAAGAGGUCAGCACUUCGCAAGGGAAUGAUUCUCACUCAUCCUUCGGCCAAACCAAUCGCCGUAAGAGAGUUUGAGGCAGAGAUCGUUGUGCUCUAUCAUUCGACAACCAUCACGGUCAACUAUGAGGCUGUCGUGCAUUGUGGCGCCUCGCAGCAAUGUGCCCGUAUCAUCUGGAUUGACAAGGGCGUGAUCAGAACCGGUGACAAGGCCAAGGUACGCUUCCGUUACAUGGCUCGACCAGAGUUCCUCAACGAUGGCAGCCGUCUGAUCUUUAGGGAGGGCAGGGCAAAGGGCAUCGGCAAGAUCACGUCGCUCAUCCCCUACCACCCAGAGAGGGACAACAGUCCUCCACACCCCAAGAUUGCGCACAAGCAGGAUCAGUUGUUGGCAGCCGCUGGCGUAGAUCCUGCCGCUGCACCUGCAGCCACUACCACGACCACCACAACCACGACAAAUCAGCCGGCCACAGGUGGACGUAGAUCAGGGCACCAUCAUCAUGGUCACGGUCAUGGACACGGUCACCACCCUGCAACAGGUAGUGGGGCAGGGCACAAGGCCAAGUAG